Messenger RNA from Sporothrix brasiliensis 5110, 948 nucleotides. Its product is annotated as metallo-beta-lactamase domain protein. The transcript has a single exon. The coding region runs from base 1 to 948 and encodes 315 amino acids. The record is from RefSeq and is a predicted model, not a curated record. Lineage: Eukaryota; Fungi; Ascomycota; Sordariomycetes; Ophiostomatales; Ophiostomataceae.
AUGGCCGCUCACGAUCCUCACGCGACGGACGCCCUGCUCGUCUGCACGGCCUGUGGCACGCAGUUCCCGACCGCCGACCGUGACAAGCUGCCGUCGUGCAUCAUUUGCGACGACCCGCGCCAGUUCACGCCGCCUACCGGGCAGGCGUUCAUCACCAUGGCUGACGUCCGUCGCGACUACCACAAUGUGUUCCACCCAGUGACCAGCGGCGACGAUCGGCUGACAAGCAUCGUCACUGAGCCCAAACUGGCCAUUGGUCAGCGCGCCGUGCUUGUGCGCACGCCCGCCGGGAACAUCCUAUGGGACUGCCUGACGCUCAUCGACGAACUCACGAUUGCGCACAUCCGCAGCCUUGGCGGGCUGCUUGCCAUCGUCAUCUCGCACCCGCACUACUACUCGUCGCACACGGAAUGGGCCGCGGCGUUUGACUGCCCCGUGUACCUGCGUGCCGAGGACCGGGAGUGGGCCGUACAACAGUCACCGCACCAAGUCUUUUGGGAGGGCGACGAUGUGCAACGGGUGCCGGUAGGAGACACGGACGAAGAUGGGACUGACACUGCUGCCCUGGCCAUCCGCUUGGGCGGCCAUUUCCCCGGAAGCCAGGUGCUGUUGUUCGACGGGCACUUGCUCGUGGCCGACACGCUCGUGACGACUCCUGCCGGACGCGGCAGCUGGACCACGGACGCGUUGGGAGCGCCGCGCACGCGACCAGCCGGCAUGAACUCGUUUGCGUUCAUGUGGAGCAUUCCCAACAUGAUCCCGCUGUCGGGCGACGAGGUCUUUGCCAUGUGGGCGAUCCUCAAGCACCAUGACUUUACGAGCACGCACGGCGCUUUUGUGGGCAUGGACAUUGUGGCAGCCGACGUCAAGCAGCGCGUGCUCGACAGCAUGAAGAUUCAGACGAAGUUUGCCGGCUGGGCUCGCCAAGAUGCCUGGGCAAGUGCGUAG